Messenger RNA from Puccinia graminis f. sp. tritici CRL 75-36-700-3, 2244 nucleotides. RefSeq lists its product as uncharacterized. Gene Ontology annotation, cellular component: Golgi membrane; endoplasmic reticulum. The transcript is spliced from 15 exons. Gene Ontology annotation, biological process: N-glycan processing; carbohydrate metabolic process. The coding region runs from base 1 to 2244 and encodes 747 amino acids. Gene Ontology annotation, molecular function: mannosyl-oligosaccharide 1,2-alpha-mannosidase activity; calcium ion binding. Lineage: Eukaryota; Fungi; Basidiomycota; Pucciniomycetes; Pucciniales; Pucciniaceae. The record is from RefSeq and is a predicted model, not a curated record.
AUGACUACGAAAUCAGGAAGAAAUCUAAUAUCCUCUGGGAUUGGUGCUUAUAACCCAGUCCGGUCCCGAUUCCGGGCCUUCCUAGCGCUGAUCCUCACGUCGGGGCUUGUGUUGUACUACUAUCUUAAUUCACAUUGGCCCCUCGCUCAUGAGAGUGCGCGUCGACCUGUUGAUCAGGGCGUCGGGCACUCCCCAAAAGGAACUCAUGGACUGGGCCCAUCUAUGGUGGAAGAGGACGAUCAAGCUAGGAUUGACCAGAACAAGACAUACACCCCGGAAGAACUCAUGAAGCUCCCUGUCCUGCAUCACACCUUUGAGGACCCAUUCGGCCCUCGCAACGGAUUCAAGGCGCUCCGGGAUUCCAAGGCCCCAUGGCAAGCAACUACGCCCACCGGCGCCGUCCUCAUCAACCACCUGAGCAGGAAUCGGUUUCCUCCUCCUGACUCAAUUGAUUCAUCCCGUGGAAGCUCGCCACCACCCGUACCCAUUUGGCCAUCAAGCACACUCCUCCUCGAGAAGGAGGAAUCACUCAAAAGCCCCAUUCCCACGCACAAGAUCGCCGGCUUGAAUGCGAGCUAUGUGUGGGAGGGCCGAGAUAGGAUCAAGGAGGGAGAGCUGCCAAAGGUCCAAUGGCCCGGCUUCGAGAAACCCGGCUGGGAAGCCCCCGCUGAUCGGACCAUUCGGCUUGAGCGCCAGGGCUGGGUCAGACGUGGGUUUCAACACGUCUGGGAGGGUUACAAGGCCAGAGCUUGGGCGCAUGACGAAUUAAAACCAGUCUCAGGAUCGUUCCAAAACCCAUUUGGCGGUUGGGGUGCUACCCUGGUCGAUUGUCUUGAUACCCUCCUCAUAAUGAACUUGACGCUUGAAUACAAUUAUGCAAGAACGCAUGUCAAGGCCAUCGAUUGGGCCCAUACCAUUGACAAGGAUCCAUUGAUUUCAAACCAUCCCAAGAUCUCUUUCUUUGAGACCGUGAUCCGCUAUUUGGGCGGCCUUCUCUCAGCUUACGACUUGUCGGGCGACAAGUUGAUGCUUCAAAGGGCAGAAGACUUGGCAGAGUGGCUAUUGCCCGCUUUUGGGACAUCUUCUGGUGUCCCAGAAACCCACUACCAAAUGGGCUUCAAUCCCCUCGGAGGCAAGGUCGGGAAUGUGAUGACUUCAGAUAUCGGAUCACUGUCAUUGGAGUUCACCAGAUUGAGCCAACUCACAUCCAAAGGGGUUUACUAUGAUGUGGCACAUAAGAUAAUUGAUCUACUAGACGGGGAUCAAUGGGUCUCUGACAGCCGGCUGGGUACAUUGUUCCCCACAGUUAUCAAUCCUGACUCUCCGAAAUCACUUGGGAAUAAGUACACAUUUGGUGCAAUGGUUGAUAGCUACUAUGAAUAUCUAAUAAAGCAGUAUCAGUUACUCCGGGGCACAGACUUGCAGUAUCGAAAAAUGUAUACUUCUGCACUCAUGUCUGCUCGUCAACAUCUCAUCAGAACGUAUGAUCUUGAGACAUCUGGAGGGGCAAUGAUUGCCCUAGGAGCUCAGCUCUUACACCAAAAGGAAGAUUUGGAUUUGGCCUUGAGACAUGCAGAUGCUUGUGUCUGGGCAUAUGAAUCCACAAAAACUGGACUUGGCCCGGAAGAAAUGUGGAUCUCAAAAGGCAAUGAGCACACGCAAUGGCAACCAGUGCUUUACAAAGGCAAAAUUUUCCGUGAGUUGAAACCGGAACCAGUUCGAGGUGCUUGGAUCGGAGAUCCUUCAUAUUUUGGCAGACCAGAGACAAUUGAGUCAGUAUACUACAUGUGGCGCAUCACCGGUGACCGUCAAUGGCAAGACCGGGGAUGGAGGAUGUUUACCAGCUGGAUGGAGGCCUGUGUAACUAAGUUUGGCUUUGCAAAUUUGGAGGACGUAAACUCAUGGCCACCCAAAACAACCGAUAAGCAGGAGAGUUUUGUUUUAGCAGAGACAUUCAAAUACUACUACCUUUUAUUUUCGGAGCCGGACUUGAUCUCGUUGGAUGAUUAUGUGUUCAACACUGAGGCACACCCAUUCCGAAUUGAAAUUCCUGGCAAACCUGCCAAGAGAUAUUGGACCAAGCCGGAUGAAUCCCUUCAUAAGAUGUACGAUCCUCCAGAGCUCAAAGACGAUGAACAAGGAUACGGGACUUUCCUGCAACAAUGGGCAAGGGUCGAUUUGGAUAAGCUCAGUCAAGCAGAUCGGCAAGUGUAUAACAGAGUCAUGGGCAUCAAGGAAAACUAG